This is a messenger RNA of Trematomus bernacchii (emerald rockcod), 528 nucleotides long. RefSeq names its product NADH:ubiquinone oxidoreductase subunit A11 (gene ndufa11). The coding region runs from base 56 to 463 and encodes 135 amino acids. The record is from RefSeq and is a predicted model, not a curated record. NCBI's taxonomy places the organism in Eukaryota, Metazoa, Chordata, Actinopteri, Perciformes, Nototheniidae. The transcript has 4 exons. Gene Ontology annotation, biological process: mitochondrial respiratory chain complex I assembly.
GAAGAAGAAGACGUUUCUCGCGAGAACUCCAGAUUGCGUCCUUGCUAAAACCGAAAUGGGGUACUGGGACAUACCAGAGGGCACUGCCUGCGUCCAGAAAACAUGGAUCAGUACAAAGCUAGGCACAGCUUUGGGCAUGGUUGGUUCCGCCUACCACCUUGUGGCAGUCCAGCCUGAAUCUGCAAUGGCAGGGCUACAGAGGGCCACCAACAUAACUGUAACCAUGGCCACCAUGGGGGCGGUCUUCGGCAUGGCGACUUGCCUCAGUGCUCAGGCUCGUGACGCUCCAGAUGACCCUUUCAACUACUUCAUCGGGGGGUGUGCCUCUGGGAUCUUCAUUGGAGCCAGAACCCACAGUGCUGCGACCGGGACGUCAGCCUGUCUGGGUCUCGGUGUGUUGGCCUUCUACACAAAAGUGGGCAAGAUGGAGGGAUGGAAGCUGACAGGAGCUCCCGUACGAUGAGCGGAAGAUGCUACGUUUAACCCUGUUGUAAAAAGAGUUUAUGUAAUAAAGUACUUGUGAAUUUA